Molecule: messenger RNA, 1139 nt
Organism: Argiope bruennichi
Lineage: Eukaryota; Metazoa; Arthropoda; Arachnida; Araneae; Araneidae
Exons: 4
Coding region: 287-553 (88 amino acids)
Source: RefSeq, a predicted model, not a curated record
ACAGUAGACUGCAGGAAACAGUUUGGUAUGUCGCAACUGUCUCACUUAAUAUGCUAUGUCGUCCGUUAGGUACGGUUGUAUUUCAGGUGCUUAGCACAAUUUAGGUUACUUGCUGCCACAACUGUUCUUUAGAAAAGAGUGCCAAAAUCGACUCUGAGAUAAAGCUUUUUUCCCAAACGGUGCCGUAAGAAGUUAAACCUUUCAUUUUAAAAAACCCAAUAAAACAUGAAGACGUUGUUACUAGUGGGAAUGCUUUUUACGAUCUACUUGUGCACCACAAGAGCGGAUGAAGCAAGUAAGUCAACCCAGUCAGUUAGGACCAGAAGAGAGGAGAACUCUUUUGGCUGAUGACGAUGACGUGUUUACGGAUACAUCUCCAAGGAGAUACAGCCCCAAUUACAGACAACGAGAUUGCGCACGCAAGUACGAAGACUGCUCAUUCAAAGAAUGCUGCAGCGCCUGCAUCCGAUGCUCCUGCGACCGUAGCGGCAAGAACUGCAGAUGCAACGGAGAGAGUCAGCUAGCCCUUUUCUUAGGGCUCUGCAGAAACUGAUCCAUACGCGAAAAACGAAUUUUUUUAAUGGGCAUAUAUUAGUAUUGUUUUGGUUUUAUUGCUGGUUAUUUUUGUAUUUGUGUCAUAGUUUUUUUAUUUUUUUAUUUAUAUUUGUUAUAUAUAUAAAAUUGUGUUAAAUUCUAUUUUUCUAUAUUUUAAAAAAAUUUCUGAAGUUUUUUUAAAUCCGGUUAUUUCAUAUAAACUCAAAGGGCUUAUUUUAAGGAUAUUACACAUGUUAUCAAUUGUCACAAAGUAACUCACUCGAGGAAAGUUUUAGAUAUUUUAGCUGAAUUUUAUAUUUUCAAGCUAUUUUGUCUUAAAAUAAUUGCAAUUAUAUUCUUUAUUUUCCAAAUGGAAAUAUGCUUUUUUCCCUUCUCUUAUUUUUUUGUUCUCUUAUUUUGUUUUUAUUUUUACAAUUUUAUUUCAAAAUUAUUUUAAUUAAUUUCAAAAUAAAUUAUCUGAAAGAUUUUUUCGAACAUAAUACUAAAUUAUAUUUAAUUCCUUAUAUUUAACUCAUUUCUUUAUAUUGAAUACGGAGCUAAAUAUAACCGGAAUUCUGUUAAAUUUGUUUUUAUGUUUUCCAUUU